Messenger RNA from Drosophila subpulchrella, 1525 nucleotides. RefSeq lists its product as uncharacterized. Bases 29 to 661 code for a protein of 210 amino acids. The record is from RefSeq and is a predicted model, not a curated record. The transcript has 4 exons. NCBI's taxonomy places the organism in Eukaryota, Metazoa, Arthropoda, Insecta, Diptera, Drosophilidae.
CGCAAUUCGCAAAACGUAAACAAAGGCCAUGGAGGAAAAACAAUCCAAGCCGGAAAAUCCGGAGCAAAAAAGCGAAGUCAAAACUUCUAGCCUUCCCAGGCAAGUCAAGCUGAAGGCCCAAAGGCAGCUAAACAAGAUGGGCUACUCGCAGCAAGUCCUGUUGGAGGCAUCCAAAUACAAUAAUCAGGACUAUACAACCGGUGUUUUCCAAUACAUGUCCACCACAAUCGACAGGGGCAUGGAAAUGGUGAAAAAUUGCGACUCUGUCAGUCUGAACAACAUCUCCCAGUGGCUGGAACUGAUGAAGAGUGCCCAACUAUCUGAUCUCUGCGAAUUCGAGGCAGCUGCAGCCGUGAGUUCCAUCAUUCAGAAUGAGAGAAAACCAGAUCCAAAAGAUCUUGAUGGCAUCGACUUAAAUGAAGCCUAUAAAUUUGUGGAAAAUGCACUGAUGGGUCAGCCUCAAAAGAAUCUGAGUGAUGUCACCAAGGAAUUUCUGUCCAGAGAGAUUGAGCUCCUUAUACAAGAGGCCAAUACCGAGGAAUCAGAUGAUAUGGCCCGCAGCAUGGGACAGUGCCUAUAUAACCAUCAGAUGUUGGACUAUAUGGAUCAGCCCCACAAAUGCAGCCUGGACCCACUUUUCCUGGACGAAAAUCUAACGUAGAGGAUAGACAGUAAUUAUAAUUAGGCCAUUUAUUCAUUUCCACACAUUUAUUAAACAUUUAAAUUCAAUUGGUUUUUAUAUACGUACAUUGUCACAUGCAUUUGCACUUUCCCAUCUUCAACCAACCAUCGAUCCCACGUUUAUACAUUAGUAUUACUAUGCCGAAUGCCCCAUCCUUUGUACGUAUUUAUAUUCGAUAAUUACACUCAUAAUUUAGUACUUGACUAUAAACAGUUUUAGCACAUUUAAAAUCUAGAAUUCCUUUAGUUGUACACAUUUACUUCAAGUAGUGUAAGUACGAGUAUAAGAAAAAGUUUUGGGGUCUUUGGCCUUGGAUUCUCUCAAUUGCAUAACAUUUAUUGUGCAUGAUUGUUUUCAAGUUCUGGUUGCCAAUUUGCAUUGCAUAGACUAGAGUAGAGAUAGGUAGUUUAGUUUUGGUUUUGCUUUGAUUAGCUUUGUUUUAAACUUUAAGAGGCAUAAAAACAGUUGAGUGCUGCUUGACUCCCACAGCAUCACAAUAGAAUCACAAGAGACAGAGUUGGCUUCUUUUCAAUUUCGUUACAGGUUCUAGGACGUCACACUUACGAUAACAUAACAUACAUACGAUCAGAGUUACAUACAAAUUCGAAUACAAAUAUAAUACCCUUUAAUAUUAACCGUAGUUACUCUUAUUAAAACGAUCUUCACACAAUCAAAUGCAAUUCAAUAAUGUACAUAAUAUAAUUCUUAAUGUUCAGUCCAGUUUGAGCUUUUGGUUUUCCCCAUUUUUUUUGGUAUGUUUAGUUGUGUGUCUUCACGUAAACAUUAAUUAAAAUUAAGUAAAUCUAAUUAUGUAUACGUACGAUUAAACGCUAGUAAACCAUA